Rubroshorea leprosula is the source of this 3452-nucleotide messenger RNA. NCBI's taxonomy places the organism in Eukaryota, Viridiplantae, Streptophyta, Magnoliopsida, Malvales, Dipterocarpaceae. The record is from the annotation of a GenBank genome assembly.
AAUUCCAUGGUAAAAAGAACAAAAUUUGAAUACAAAUUGGUAAAAUUAGGAAAUAGGAACCCUAAGCCUUCUUCUUCUUCGAUGCAACUCGUCACUCUUCCUUUCCACUCUCUAGUCUCCAGUUCUCCUUCUUCUUCUUCGAUUCAAUUCAUCACUCUUCCUCUUUAGUAUUCAACUCGUCACUCUUCCUCUCUAGUCUCCAAUCUCUAAUCCAUUGCUUGUCCAGAGUCCAAACAAAUUGGCAAAGAAGAAACCCAAAAAAACGCUUCUCUAGCUCUUCCAUCCAAAUUUGGAAUCAUACUUCUUUUGUUCUUCAUCAGAUUUUCAUCAUGUCACAAAGGUCAUUCUCUCUCUCUCGAUCCUCUUUGACAUGACAAUCCCUCUUCUCCAGUUCUCUUUAGAGCCACAGAUCUUAUGUUUCCAGGAGAAUACGAACUUGAAAAGGCAAGAUCCUUUUCAAGGAAAUUACUUGAGAAAUACGUAUCAAUAGAAAAUGGAGAGCAGUCUUUCCUCAAAACGAUGAUCAAGCAUGAGCUAAGUGUUCCAUGGAUUGCUCGACUGGAUCACUUGGAACACAGAAUGUGGGUUGAAGACAAAGAUAUGAAUGCAUUGUGGGCUGGAAAGACUUCCUUCCAUAGGACAGAACUGGAAGAGCUGACAAGGUGGUCUAGGAAAUGGGGUCUUGUCAAUUUGGGAUUUGCUAGAGAGAAAACAACAUAUUGUUACUUUGCGAUAGCAGCCUGCGUUUCUUUACCUUACAACUCUGCGUUAAGAAUGAUGGUUGCAAAGAGUGCAAUUCUCAUUACAACUGCUGAUGAUUUUUUUGAUUCUCACGGUUCGCUACAUGACCUCAACACCCUCAUCUCUGCAAUUCAAAGAUGGGAUGGCAAGAGCUUGAAUGGGCAUUGCAAAACUAUCUUUGAUGUCCUUGAUGAUCUUGUGAAAGAAAUUGCGGCGAAACACCUCCAUAGUCAAGGAUCAGAUCUAACAAACCAUCUGCAACACCUAAAGGAAGAAGAGCAAGGAAAAUUGAACACAGUGCUGCUAUAUUUGAAAGAAAAUCCUGAGGCAGAUAUUGAAGACUCAAUUGCUUAUGUGAAAGGAAUGCUAGAGACGAAGAAUAAAGAACUACUUCAACAUGCUUUCAUUGAUGGCUUUAGUGAUCUGCCAAAACAUUGCAAGCAGCUUCAUCUAUCAUGCCUGAAAGUAUUUGCGAUAUAUCCGGGCGGCGGACAGAUCGACCUCAUCUCGGGAAACAUGCCCAAUUUUGAAAAAGAUGAAGACGUUGAGACAAGGAACAAAAUGGAGGUUGACGAGCUCAUUAAUUGCAAAGAUUUUGAAAUCCCUGUUGAAAUUGGUGAGAGAGUUGCAGUGGGCCCUCAACAGGUUGCUUUCGUUCAAAAAAAUGAGGACGUGGAGGCAAGGAGAGCACUAGAAGAUGUUGAGUCUACCAACUGUGCAGAUUUCGAAAGUCUUCCUAAUGCCGGCAAUGAUGUGAGAGUUGCAGUGGGGCCUCUUGAGAUUGCCUUGGUUCAAGAUUUAUCAAAGAAGGGCGAGUCCCCUAAGCCCAAUCCUAAUAUGGAUAAGACAACUCAAAGCCCGUCAAAAGGAAGGAAUAUGGAGAUUGAACCAGAGGAAAACAUAACCAGCAUUCACCGAAAGCUCGUGUGUGAAAAGAAUGCAGCAAACAAUUCAGAGAGACACUUCUGGGAAGAUAUGGACAGCGAUUCCGGUGAAAUCAAAGAAUGGAUGCGCCUACAUGACGGUAGGACCCUAAAAACUACCAGAAAAAAGAGGAAGAAAGCUCGAUCAUGUGCUGAGGUCUACCAAAACUCCAGAGCUGUGCAGAUUUCGAAAGAUAAAAUGAAGAGAAGGGGACGACCAAGUAGUGGACAUUCCAUUCCAACUUUUCUCCCAUGUGCAGAAAUACAUGUGGCUGGCGAAUCCAUUGACGACAGUGACAUCAGAAACUGCAACAGAGGAAUACAAGAAAAAAAAAACAAGAAAGAGAUGUGUAAGGACUGGGGACCCAAGCCAUUCCGUUUCUACGAUGCAUGGUGGGACUCUAACGACCUUAAAGAGCUGUUAACCCAAGCUUGGACCUCUGUGAAGGUUCAAGGAUGGAAAGGCGUGAGAAACCUCCAAUUGUUCAACCUAGCUUUACUAGGGAAGUGGUGGGGCAGAUUAGCCAUAGGAGAUAUUAGCCUAUGGAGCCAAUUAAUCAAAGAGAAGUAUGGUCACAAUAGAGAUAAUUGGCUGUGUUGGUUAAGGGAGGGCAACGACAAGGGCUCACUAUGGUGGAGAGAUCUAUGCAAGUUAGGAGAGAUGGGGGGCAGAACCAAUGAUUGGCUUAGGAGGGGAUUCCAAUUAAAAGUUGGAGAGGGAGCAGUAGUCAGAUUCUGGUGGGAUGAUUGGGUAGGAUGUGGGCCCCUUGCUGAAAAAUUUCCCAGAUUAUUCCUAUUAUCUGCAGGUCAGCAACAUUCAAUCAACCAAAUGGGGAACUGGAUAAAUGGCACUUGGAGCUGGAAUCUUCCAUGGAGAAGGAUGCUUUUGCAGAGAGAAAGAGCUCAGAUUGAUCCCCUUAUGAAUAUCCUAAACGGGGUUAAAAUCCAACAUGGAAUUCAAGAUACUUCGAGAUGGGUGCACAGCAAGGAUGGUAAUUACAACACUAGUGAAGCCUACUCUUUACUUGCUGCUGAUGGUGAACCUAGUGAUCCUAGCAUCUACUCCAGGAUAUGGAAUGGUAACAUCCCCUCUAAAGUAUGUGCUUUUACUUGGAAACUAGUUCAAAAUCGCAUUCCUUCCAAACUUAACCUGUCAAAACGAGGGAUGUGUAACUUUCAAGAUGGACUCAUUUGUGUCUUUUGCACUACUGUUGUUGAAGACACAAACCACCUAUUUCUACACUGCAAAACAGCCUUUAAUCUCUGGUCAAAAUGUUUUCAAUGGUGGGGAGUUGAACAUGUAAUGCCUGGAACAUGUUGGGAUGCCUUUAACCAACACAAAGACCUUUUCAACAACACAAUAGUUAAAAUAGGUUGGGAAAUUAUAUGGUUUGCAAUCACUUGGACAAUAUGGCUGGCAAGAAAUGAGGUAAUAUUCCAGAAUAAACACUUGGACGAAGCGAAACUAUUUGACUUGGUGCAAACUCGUUCAUUCCAGUGGCUUAAACUCAAAGGUGAAGGGAAGGGGAUCUCAUUCUCUGAUUGGAUACAACAACCAAGAUUGAGCACUCUUGCAGCCUUCACAAAAAAGAGGGCAGACAUUUGACAAGGGCCAUACAAUGGAGGUGAGACCCUUUUGGGUGAGGAGAAGAUAAGUGCUAAACCUAAUUGUGGUGAUGAAUAACAUUUAAUUGCAUGGUGCUUAAUUUGGGUCUUUACUUUCAUUUUUAUUUCUGCAUGAUUAUGUAAAAAAAGCCAAGUGUUAUGUAAUUAAGAUUGAUGGGCUCA